Messenger RNA from Papilio xuthus (Asian swallowtail), 1002 nucleotides. RefSeq lists its product as uncharacterized. Lineage: Eukaryota; Metazoa; Arthropoda; Insecta; Lepidoptera; Papilionidae. The transcript has 4 exons. The record is from RefSeq and is a predicted model, not a curated record. Bases 79 to 606 code for a protein of 175 amino acids.
AAGAAAGUAAAAUUUCUGAAGUUUUGAAAAUCAACUUGAAUUAGGGUUAAUAAAUUGUUAAUAUUAUUUAAAUUUGUAAUGGAGGAGUUAACUAAAUGUAUUAAAUUCGAGAGCCCUCAUUUCCCCGUGGUUAAAAAAUUUUGUUGCUGUAUACCUUUACGACGUGGUCUCCUAAUAUGUAGUUACUGCAAUCUGGUAUUCAUCUUGUUGUCUUUUCCUAUCUUGAUAUACAUGUUGGUAGAGUCAAAGACGACAGGUCAUAUAACUGUUACAACACUGACAUUGGAACCUAAUAUACAUCUACCUAUCACAAUAGCUCUGAAUAUAAUCGACGUCAUGUUAACUAUCAUUAUGUUAGUGGGAGUACAUAAGAAAAGGCGAGAUCUUUUAAAGGUGUGUUUCUAUAUGGGAUUGAUUUAUGUUUUAUUAACUAUAAUAGUUGAUUUAACUUUCUUCAAUUUUAACAAUUAUAUGGAAAAUAUCAGCUACGUUUGCGUUACAGUGUACAACAUAUAUUUACUGUAUUUGGUGUACAAUAUAGUUUAUGUACUUCAAAAAGAGGCAUUAGUACAAUACGUGACUUAUCAUGAACAACCACCUUUGUAAUGAUAAGGUACAAUCACAUAGAAAUUACAUUUCUUACAAUCUAAUCUUUUUUUUAUCAAUAUUGCUACAUUAUUAAAGGGUUGCAAGAGCCAGUGGUCACUCAGGGUUAACAGUCUGUGCUAGAAAGAGAUGGGAAUAGAAUAAACAAAGAACAAAGAAAGAGACGUAAUAAUUUUAUCUAUGCCUAUUUAUAAAUAUCAAUAUAUUGAUACCAACAUAAAGGAUUGCAAGAGUCAAUGUGGUAACGUUAAGGGUGAACAAUCUAUGAGACAGAGAUGGAAAUAGAAGUAUAAAAGAACAAAUAAGGAAGGAAAUAUUUUGGUUUUAUUUUUUUAAUCUGUAAAAUAUCUAAUGUGACACAAUAAGGGAGAUCUAUGCGCUUGGAAUAAAAAUAAA